Molecule: messenger RNA, 1411 nt
Organism: Geodia barretti
Lineage: Eukaryota; Metazoa; Porifera; Demospongiae; Tetractinellida; Geodiidae
Source: the annotation of a GenBank genome assembly
CCUCGACGCUCUCUACUUCGAAGUCAGUGCCAUUGACUGGGUUUGGUGUGAAUGAUGAUGUUUUUGGCCCUGGCAGAGAGGGCUGUGCUGUUUUACCACCACCACCAUCCCACUGAACAGCUCCCCAGGAGGUCCACAAGAUUCUCUGUGCAGCUGCCCCUACUCAAGAAAGUCACCACUAGGUUUAAACGUGGUCGAGCAAACACCGUACCAUUACCAGGCGGGGAAGAGGAUGUGGACAGUGAAGACAUUGCUCCACCAUCUCCUUCUUCAUCAGUGUUUGCCUCGCUCCCAAUCCACAUCCGUGUUCCCUGGCACUCCAAGAAGAAAACAGAAGAAGCAAAGGAGCAGCUGCAGGAAGCGUCUGUAAAGCAGGUCGAUGAGCUACAGAACCAGCUCGAACAUGAGCAAACGAAAUCUCAGAUCUUGAGGAAGAGAGUCGAAGAGCAAGAAGAGGAGUUGGCAGAGAAGAACCAUCUUCUGCGGGAGCUCCAGCAAACGCUAUCAGAGAAAGAAGCUCACUGCGGGAGACUGGAGGAAAUGAACAGAAAUCUGGAGAGGCAAGUAGCAGAGCUGCGGGCAGAGAAGGAGAGGGCUCUCCAGGUGUCACCGUGGUGGGAGGUGGAGAAGGAGGAGGUUACGCUCAACAAGAUGGAGAUACUGGGGACCGGGGCCUGGGGCUACGUGGUGGAGGGAGCCUUCAGGGGGCAGAGUGUGGCCGUCAAGUGUCUCCACAGUAUCAUACAACAGCCCCACUUCCUCCAGAUCGUCCGACGAGAGGUCGAAAUAAUGGCCCAACUGCGGCACCCCCACCUCCUCUUGUUCAUAGCCGUUGUUCUGGACAAUCCCUCAGGUCCUCUCAUCAUCACUGAGCGUCUCGACACAACUCUUAGACGAUCGUACGAAUUAGGUCAGCUUCAACAGUCGAAUAUUGUCAGUGUCUUCAGGGACGUGGCAUCAGCCCUCAACUACCUACACUUGCAACGCCCCACUAUCAUCCACAGAGACGUGAGCUCGGCCAACAUUUUGCUCGAAAAGAAGUCGAGUGAACUGUGGAGGGCGAAACUGUCUGAUUUUGGAUCUGCUAAUCUCAUGCGCCAGUGUUCCACCGUAGGUCCGGGUGCCAUUGUAUAUGCUGCUCCUGAGGUGAGAACUGCAGAGAGUGGCAUACCACAAACACCAAAGGUUGAUGUGUACAGUUUUGGCGUAUUGUUGGCCGAAGUACUCCUCUGUCAGUUUCCGAGUGUUGAGGAGCUCCCUGCAAUGCUGGACACAGUCAAAGUUGUUUGGCCCAGGGCCUACCCUCUGGUGUGCAGCUGUACUAGAGAGAGCCCUGUAGAUAGACCAACUAUGGUCUCAGUGUUGGGACAACUUGAACAACUCAACAUUUCUGAUGCAGAUGUGCAUUAGU